Messenger RNA from Numida meleagris (helmeted guineafowl), 2772 nucleotides. It is a transcript of the gene IBA57, whose product is annotated as IBA57 homolog, iron-sulfur cluster assembly. The record is from RefSeq and is a predicted model, not a curated record. Bases 16 to 1026 code for a protein of 336 amino acids. Gene Ontology annotation, molecular function: protein binding. Gene Ontology annotation, cellular component: mitochondrial matrix. The transcript is spliced from 3 exons. Lineage: Eukaryota; Metazoa; Chordata; Aves; Galliformes; Numididae.
UGACAACCGGCCGCCAUGUUGGUGAGGGCGGCGGCCGGCCUGCCCGGGCUGCGGCGGCUGUGGGGGCGCGGUGGGAGCGGGGCCGGAGUCUGGCGCUGCUUCCCGCUGGGCCGGGCGCUGCUGAGCGUGCGGGGCGCCGAGGCGGCCGUUUUCCUGCAGGGGCUGCUCACCAACGACGUCACGCGGUUGGUGGCGGCGGGGGAGGGCCCCGGGGGCCCGCCGCGCGCGCUGUACGCGCAUGCGCUCAACGUGCAGGGCCGCUGCCUCUACGACCUCAUCGUGUACAGGCUUCACAAGAGUCAAGAAGAAGAGCCACACAUCCUGCUGGAGUGUGACAGCGGCGUGCUGGACGCCAUACAGAAACAUCUGAAGCUCUAUAAGAUCCGGAGGAAAGUCAGCAUCACCCCUUGCCUCGACCUUUCAUUGUGGGCUGUAGUCCCCGGGGAGCCGGCCGGGGACAUCAGCGGUUCCCUCAUGCAGUAUGCAGACCGGGCUCUGGUUUUAACUCCUGACCCCAGAGCAGAAGUCAUGGGCUGGAGACUGAUUAUAAAGACAGGAGCGAAUCUACCAGAGAUUAUCCCUGGAAGUCGUGUUGAAAACGUUCAGGAUUACCACAGGCACAGGUAUAAGCAAGGAAUUCCUGAAGGUGUGAAAGAUCUCCCUCCUGGAGUAGCCCUCCCACUGGAAUCCAACCUGGCCUACAUGAACGGCGUCAGCUUUACCAAAGGCUGCUACAUUGGGCAGGAGCUAACAGCCAGGACCCACCACAUGGGUGUCAUUCGCAAGCGUUUGGUGCCGGUGCAGUUUUCAGUUCCUCUUCCCUGGGAGAGCAUUCCUGAGGGUGCUGAAAUCUUGACUGAAUCAGGAAAGGCAGCUGGCAAGUUCCGGGCUGGAGGAGAUGAACUUGGCAUAGCUUUGCUGAGGCUGGCUAAUGUAAACGAACCACUCCGCCUAAAUGUAGCAGGUGAUCAAGUGAAGCUCACUGCAAGUAUACCUGAGUGGUGGCCAAAAACUGCCAGCAAAUAAAUGAGGAGCCACCACUUGCACAUUUGCCUUAUUGAGAAUGUAUUUUGUGUGUCAGGGUUGGAAAGAUGACUCUGCCUUCAGCUCUUGUUUGUGGUGUUUGAUGAGGGUGUGUGUUAGCAGAAUUCUUCAAGAUGGGCUUAAACUGCAGGAGUGCAAACCAGCAGCAAAUUGCUGUUACACGAUGUGGAGAGACCCUUACAAGACAGGGUACAAAGGAGACAGCACCUUUUUCUGAAGGUGCCCCACUUUUAUUUAGGGGAUGUCAGGUGCUGCUGGGUUAGACUCCUGCUGAAUCCCGAGUUUCACCUCUGUAUGCACUGAAAUCUUCUGUUCAUAAUAUCCCAUCUGUGGUAUUAUGUUGUUUUUUAUUGGACAGCAUGCUGCACUUACCUUGAAUAGGGUACAUUGUUGCUAUACUCAGGAUGAAGCGUUCAUUGCAAAAUAUUUGUUGCAUUGAGCUUCUCAUUAAACUUGCUGAUUGGGUGGGUGUUGUUUCCCAGCACUCUAAUUGCUAAUUAUGUUCAGGAAGAGGAAUACCUUCUACUUCUGCUUUUGGAUCUGCUUUUAAUAUGUCACCCCACGAUGAGAAAUAUGGGAAGACUCACAAAUGUCCCUGUCCUGUGCCCUGCUUCAGAGCCAGCAGAGGGAGCAGAGCCAGCAGCAGCCUGCAUCCGUACUCCUCUGCCCUUGCUCACCUUGGCCAUGCAUGCUUCAUUCACUCAGCCAACUGUUUCAGAGAGGAAAGUGAUAUUUUACAGAAAUAAAGUGCUUUAGGGCGCACCCAAGAGUGACUAUUGUAUUGGUGUACUGGUCCUUGGCUGAAUAAUCUGUUACUAUGUUUUCCCUACAGUGUUACUCAUUGAGUUACCAACAACUUGUCUUGGCCUCUUAGUGAUUUGUGCCUGAAUGUAUGCACAGUUACCCAGGAGGAAAGAUUCCUGGCGCUGUUUUAGUUACACAGUUGCAAAUGAAGGUAAUACCCAGGUGAAGGUGUUGUGACUAAAUGCACGAAGCAGUAGGAUAAUAACCCUGUAAUCUUGCAAAAAAUAAUAAUAAUAAUAAUAAUCCUCUGAACUUUCCAGAAGGCUUCAGCAAGGCUGUGGUUGCUGGAGAAGAUGCUGGUGCUAUCUUGCUUAGCCUGGUGUUCGUGGCAGGAUUUUCACCAUAUUCACUUCUCUGGCUGCUCUUGCUCUUCUGAGAGCAAUCUGUACUCCUCAUGGAGUACAGGGAUGGCAAAACAAACCAUCCCUGGCUGAGGUUUUCUCACCCACCCUUCACCCUCUGGGUUUUCAGAGCAACCCAAGACUUCAGUGUUGCUUUGCUGCUUUUUAUUUUCUCUCUCCUGCUCCUCUUCUGUCUUCCAUCUUGUUCCUGCUUCUACAAUCACUGCAUCCCUCUCUGCUCCCCAAAUCCAGGCAGGUUCUGUGCUUACUAACCCUCUCAACCUGUGGUCAUUUAUAGGAGGACGAUUUAUUUUUAUAUUGCAAUAAAUCCUUUGUGUCUAGUCUGGUAAUGGCAUGGGUGGUGAAGGGGGGUGAUGAGAAAGUGAGCAGGUGACUGAGAAAGCUCUCCUAUGUGUUAUUGUAGUAAAAAACGUCCAAAGUGCAUUUUGUUACUGUGAAGGGGAUUUAUCUGUGGGGGGGGAAAAAAAAAAAAAAAGCUUUUACUGUUUAAAACUCACGCUUGCUGUGAAAUGAAUCUGUGAAAUAUCUCAUUAAAAGUUUAUUGGAUCAGUAAUUUAAAUAA